Saccoglossus kowalevskii is the source of this 3425-nucleotide messenger RNA. RefSeq lists its product as uncharacterized. The record is from RefSeq and is a predicted model, not a curated record. Lineage: Eukaryota; Metazoa; Hemichordata; Enteropneusta; Harrimaniidae. Gene Ontology annotation, biological process: regulation of transcription by RNA polymerase II. Gene Ontology annotation, molecular function: DNA-binding transcription factor activity, RNA polymerase II-specific; RNA polymerase II cis-regulatory region sequence-specific DNA binding. Gene Ontology annotation, cellular component: nucleus.
GUAAUUUCUAAUUUUAAUUUCAGGGCGAUGUUGGUCUUGCCAUGGGUAAACUGUAUGGCAAUGAUUUCAGUCAGACAACAAUUUCCAGGUUUGAAGCCCUCAAUCUGAGUUUCAAGAACAUGUGUAAAUUAAAACCACUGUUACAAAAGUGGUUGGAAGAUGCAGAUUCAUCUAUGACUAACCCUGCAGUGUUGGGAAGUCCGCAUACAUCGCCCGAUGGCAUGGGUAGGAGAAGGAAAAAGCGUACAAGCAUAGAGACAAAUGUCCGUGCUGCUUUGGAAAAGAGCUUCAUGACAAAUCCUAAACCUACCUCGGAAGAAAUUGCAAUGUUGGCUGAUCAGCUUCAAAUGGAAAAGGAAGUUGUCCGGGUGUGGUACUGCAAUCGACGACAGAAAGAGAAACGCAUAAAUCCUCCGUCACAUGCAAUAGCUGUGGCCGCAGCAGCAGCUGCCCAAAACAUGCAAAUGCAGGUCUCUCAGAAUAUGCACGCAGCGUCACCACAAAGUAUGCAUGUUACAGUACCACAAAGUAUGCAUACUAGUUUACCACAGAACAUACAUUUAACAACAACAACAGCACCACAGCAAAACAUACACACAACUACAGCACCACAAAGUAUGCACAUCACAACACCACAGUACAUACAAGCAACGUCAGCGGCACAGAGUAUGCAUGUGACUGCUGCUGCAACGGCAAUGGUGAAUGCAGCUGCAGCAAUGGCUGCGGCAGCUGCCUCCGGUACUAAUACCUCCGUUAUUAGCACUUGCCCCACUAUCACGUCCACGCCGACUUUGACGACCGUUCCAACAAUGACAGCUAUUACUGCAAGUCCCAGCAAAUAAAUUGAAUUUCAUCUCAUUUACUUACUUGUCAUCCCUGAGAAACAAUGGACUAAUCCUGUUAAGGAUAUCCACCAGGAAGAGCUUACUACAAAACAGGGAAGGCAGGAUUGCUUGUAUGACCAAACUUUUCUAUUUUUAGAGAACUUGUGGAGGACAGAUCUUGUUCCAAUAUAUCAGCCAGAAAAUUUGCAGAACUAUGAAUUUUUUUUAUAAAAAAAAUAUUGACGUGGUCAGGGUAAAAAAAAAAAGUUAGUGAAAUCUGCCAUGUGUUAUGAUGGAUGUGAGAUAGCAGUGCUUCAUUUUACUAAUGCAUUUCCGAUAAACUGAUUGUCAUAAUUAUUGUGUAACUGCUCUUGCCAUUGACAUGCUGUUAAAUUCUCCACAUGGCCAGUCCAAUUACUUUGUACUCAUUUCAAUGUACUCAAAUCUAUUUCUUAUACUUUAAAAGUUUGCAACCUUUGAACACAUGGCAUUCAUCAUUACAAGGUGUAGACAUUGCAGAUUAGUAUGGAGUGUGGGUGAUAUACUUACUGGGUAUUUGUGUAACUUCUUUUCUUAAUCAUGUAUGUACAGAAAUUCAUCCAUUCCGUUCUUGACCUUUGACCCUAACCGUGGUCGGAAGCUUACGAUUCGGGUUCUUAUGCUUCCAUUUGUAAAGAAGUCGUAUUUCCUUCCAUUAUAUAUGUAUAUGUAGCUCGUUGAUUAAAAGUGUUUUUUUUUUUUAGUUUAUCAUGUUUUUGAAGUAGAUUAGUUUUUAUCAUUUCUGUGUACAACAGAAAGUGUAAGAAAUGAACCGAAACCCUAAAUAGUUCAUUUUGACCUAUAUAUACUUCUAUCCGGCCUUAGUUUUCUUCUGACCUAGAAACGAUCCAAUAACUGAAAGAGAUACCUGUCAGAUAAGUUGGAUGUUGCUACUGAAAAAAAAAUAAAAUGGCCGUUAGUUUUUUUAUUCCAUUUUUUAUUGAAAAUAGUUUGUUGUACAAUUUUUUAAAGAGCAAACUGGCUUAUACACAGAAAGUUAGUGUGGAAACAUCACGACUGUCUUAUCCAUUUGUGGUAACUAAAAAGUAUUUUGAUGAAGCCAGCGCUACAAGUUUUUAUAUUCUAUUUACUGGCAUUGGGUAAAUAUGAAGGGUAACUAUGUCAUUAUUUACCUUGGAAGGGUUUGUAGCAUUUGUAUUUAAUAAAAACAUUGUCUGCAAUAGGUAAAUUUCUGAUAAACUGCGAGAUCUUGCGAGUUGUGUGAAAGACGCACGCCGAACGUCUACACAAAAAACAAACGAUUUGAUUUUGAGCUUGAAUUUUUUUAUUUUCAUAGUUCACAUCGAAAGGCUGGUCUUGAGUGGAAAUAUUACGCUUGAAUACCGUUACUUCAUUGAAAUUGCCCAUCGUCAAAUGUGUACAGCGUCCCCCAAAAUACUUUCAUGUUUGUCGAAUCGCACGUGAUGUUUGUCGCCGCUACAACCCUAUGACCUUUGUUUAUCCAGUUUUUACAUUCGAUUUCACGCAUAAUGCAAGAUCUUGCAGUGAACGGAAAAUAGUCCAUUGCAACACGUCCACUGUCAACUCCCGAUGUAGUACAUCAUUAUAUAUUGUCUGCAUCAUUAUGAAAACAAUUUGAAUUGUUUCUGUUUUCAAGUCGUUUUAAUUUGGGAAACUUGAACAUUGCCAGAUUGCUCAUAAAGUGAACCAAAUUGUCAUGACUGAAGUACUUUAUAUUAUCGCCUUGGAUUCAACUUGUUUAUCAUCUGUGUCUGUUUCAUUUAUCAUUCAUGUAUAAUACCAACUUUCUUGAUGUCUCUGCAAUUGUGGAAGAAUUUGGUGGUUUCUGAAAAUAUCUUCUUUUGGUGCAUACAAUAUUCCUAAAUUGGGAAAUGGCAGUGGAUGUUUUUGAAGAGGUAGUCCAAAAUUAAAUGACUUUGUGUAGAAUACUAUUUCCAUUCAGUUUUUUUGCUUCAUUGUUGCCAGUUAUCAUUGGCUGUAUUCUGUCAGUAAAUGUUUGUUAUCAUUGUAAUAGUGUGAACAAUACCAUGCCUGGUAUAGUUUACGUGACCCAAGAUGCUGUAAUAUACUUUAAUAAAUAUCAAAACCUGUUUGGCUGAAAAUAAGACUAUAUAGUAAUGACAGGUACAUGAUAGAAAUUUGCAAAAAACCCACCAAGUUUUACUUCAUUUUUUUUUUUUUAGAUCUAUGUCAUACUUUCACAUUGCUGCUACCAGUUGAAAAUAUCUUUUUUGUAUUUUUAUAGACAUUUAAGCAUAAAUUGCAUGUUAAAUUAGAAUGUAAUCUAGUGAAUGAUUAGUAGCUUGCUGCCCUCGACGAAAAAAUAAAUUAACAUGCAUGAUAGAAAGUGAUGUCAUAGCUAAAUAUGGGUGAAAUGGGCAGUGAUGUCAUGCUAGGCAUUGUGGGUAACUUGGUGAAUAGUUAUAGAAGGGAUUUUGCGUAUUUUUAUCUUAUUUUUUAAUAAUACAUUACACCAUAAUUAACAGCAUUAUAUAAAUUAAUGUAUUCAUUGUUUUAUUGUCACUAAUUAAAUUCUAGACUCGGAUACUGGUACACAUGCUGCUAGUUCAAUACUAAAAA